Molecule: messenger RNA, 1477 nt
Organism: Polypterus senegalus (gray bichir)
Lineage: Eukaryota; Metazoa; Chordata; Cladistia; Polypteriformes; Polypteridae
Exons: 11
Coding region: 116-862 (248 amino acids)
Source: RefSeq, a predicted model, not a curated record
GGACUAUUCUGAUACAUAAUUUUGGCAGGAGACACAGUAUUAAGAGGCUGAAAAUGAAGACUUUCAAAUAUGACGAAUCAUCUCUCUCUGAUGCUACAGAAAGUCCUUCUCCCAAAUGUAUACUGAAACAGAUCAUCCAGACUGGUUUAAAACUCCACACAUUGAAAAUAUUGGUGAUAAUAAAUUUAGAAAGUCUGAAGUUAACAUCCAGCCUCCAGCACCGGCUUUGAAAACUAAAAUAAAGAAACCUGUUGAAAAGAGUCCUGUGAAGUUGUCUUCUACAGUUGCCAGGCUUAAAAAGAAGACUUUUAAUUGUAAUGAAUCAUCCCUAUCUGAUGCUACAGAAAACCAUUCUUCCAGAUAUAUACUGAAGCAGAUCAUUCAGACAGAGCCUGUGAGUGAUCCUUUGGUUAUAAGUAAACCGAGGAGGAGUAAACCACCACCAUUAUCUGAUCCAUCUCCAUAUUUUGAGAAGUCUGGUCUCAGGGAGAGUGAGCUCUCAAGUCUGGCCUCUCCAGAUUUGUCUACAGUGGAUGUUACAGCUGUUGUCCAACGAAUGAAGCAAAAACGCCCACUCAAAAGAAAGAGUGCCUUUCAGUUUGAAAUAAAAAUGAAAGAUGCACUUCAACAAAGAGAGGAUUUGGAGACAGAGGGGCAAAUUCCAAGAAAAUCUGUGAUGGACCAAACUGAUGAGAAUGAGCUCUUAAUUCUGGCAUCUCCAGAUUUGUCUAAAGUGGAUAUUACUGCUGUUGCCCAACAAAAGAAGCAGAAACACCCACUCAAAAGAACGAAUGCCUCUCAAUUUGAAAUAAAAAUGAAAGAUUCAAUUCAGCAAAGAGCAGCAGUUCAAAGUCAUGUGUGAGGAAGCCAACACAAUCUGAAAAUAGAAAGAACAGCAGAUGUAUUGAAAAACAAUAUGACCUUCCCAAAAGUGUGGUUUUGUCAACUUUCAGCCAUUUUGCCAGGACCAAAGUGUCCAAGGAUGUUUAUCCCAUUUUGCAGACAUGUGUAGGGAAAUAUUUUGACAGACUGGCUGAUGACCUUAGCAUGUAUGUACACCAUGCAAAAAGAAAGACUGUGGAAAUGGCAGACCUUGAGCUCCUAAUGAAGAGACAAGGAUUUGUGACUCAGAAGACACCUCUAAAUGUGUUAAUUGAAAAACACCUUACCUUGGAGUACAGAAAACUGCUGAUCCCUGUAGCCUCCAGUGGUAAUAAGGUUACUCCCAAUAUUUAAGCAAAACCCUUCAUUUUUCAUAUUUGGUAGACAGUAUAAUGUUCUACAGUGUGUUUAUAAUGUUGUAUUCAUUGUUAUUUUGCUAUUUUAUUCUUUGUUUCACUUUACACAGUGUUAAAUUAUUUCUUGAGCGUACAAGUUUUUACUUUGUGCACAGAUAUGAAUAUAACUAUUAAUAAAGCUAAUGUUCACUCAAAAAUUUGGCUACCUCUUUUUUAUAAGUUACUUAAAUAGCCCUUAU